This is a messenger RNA of Lichtheimia ornata, 711 nucleotides long. RefSeq lists its product as uncharacterized. The transcript is spliced from 2 exons. The record is from RefSeq and is a predicted model, not a curated record. Bases 1 to 711 code for a protein of 236 amino acids. Lineage: Eukaryota; Fungi; Mucoromycota; Mucoromycetes; Mucorales; Lichtheimiaceae.
AUGCAUACCAUUGGCCAUGGUCCUUCACAGUCAACAUGCGGCGAUUGUUACGGCAUACACAUUGAGCAGUCUGAUACCAGUAGCCCUAUGGACAUCACCAUUACAGGUCGACGACCCUAUCAAGGCCUCUUGGUGCAAGUCAAGAAUACAAACAAUGUUACAGUGGGAGAGUUUGUCGAGUAUGCAGAAGAUCUAUAUUAUCCUGUCGUAUGCGAAGAUGAAGAUGUGGCUAUCGAAAGACCUGAAGGAUGGGCAGGAAGUAUUGGACAUACGGAUGCAAAGCUCAAGUCAUGGCCUGUACAGCUACGCUGGUCGUCAGCAACACAAGAUGUGAUUGAUUCGCCAUCCACUCAUCUAAGGGUCCAGGGCAUGGUUGUGUUGGAUUAUGACAACUACCACAUAUUACCUGAGAUGCCAUUUACUGUUCGCAAACCAAAAGCACUUCCUCCAUCACCGACACCUUCACCCACUACAACAACUCCAAUCAUACAACUUGAUCCAACUGAUACAUUCACAACAUCGCCACUCGCAGAAGCCACCUUGAUCGAUUCACAGCCUGUUGAGAGAGAUGAGGAAUCAACAACCUUAUUCUUGCAAGUACUAUGCUUUAUCAUAUCAAUGUACUUUAUGAUGGCGUUGUUACGAAAGCGAUUACGACGUGGUAGCAAUACAACGACAACGCCGGAUCCGGAAGCAGGGCAUAUCCACUAG